Molecule: messenger RNA, 949 nt
Organism: Thunnus maccoyii (southern bluefin tuna)
Lineage: Eukaryota; Metazoa; Chordata; Actinopteri; Scombriformes; Scombridae
Gene: spryd7b
Product: SPRY domain containing 7b
Exons: 5
Coding region: 104-694 (196 amino acids)
Molecular function (GO): protein binding
Source: RefSeq, a predicted model, not a curated record
UCGCUGUUGCGUGUGGUGGUAGGGCGCCUGACGUUUUGACGCCUGGCACUCUUUGGUUUAAUGAUAGGAGUAUGUUUCCGGAUGUUUAGUGUUCAGAGCAAGAAUGGCUGCGAUGUUUACGUGUUGUCUAAGCUGCUGCGGAGAUGGCGGACCCGGGCAUAUCCCCCUCAAAGAAAUGCCUACUGUUCAGUUAGAUACUCACCACAUGGGCACAGAUGUUGUUAUCGUGAAGAGUGGGCGGAGGAUAUGUGGCACUGGAGGCUGCCUGGCCACUGCUCCUCUGCACCAGAACAAAAGUUAUUUUGAGUUCAAGAUCCAGUCCACUGGUGUGUGGGGAAUAGGUGUGGCCACGCAGAAGGUGAAUCUUAACCAAGUGCCUAUGGGCAGAGACACAAACAGCCUAGUCCUCAGGCAUGAUGGGUCUGUGUACCACAAUAAUGAAGAGAAGAAUCGCCUACCUGCAAACAACCUUCCUCAGGAGGGUGACAUUGUGGGCAUCACAUAUGACCAUGUGGAGCUGAAUUUAUAUCUGAAUGGAAAGAACAUGCAUUGUCCUGCCUCAGGGAUCCGAGGCACUGUAUACCCCGUUGUUUAUGUGGAUGACAGUGCCAUCUUAGACUGCCAGUUUAGUGACUUCUACCACACACCUCCACAAGGAUUUGAGAAGAUCCUCUUUGAACAACAAAUCUUCUAAAGGAGCACUUCAGCCUCAGCCCCUCUUUACGUUGUCAUCCUCCCCUAUCUAUCAUAGCAAUCUUUGUGACACUACAGUUUGACCUUGAUUGGAUGUCAUUAUGUGCGGCUUGAACGCCUCUUCUUUUGUUUUUCCUGAUUGCUCUGUCUCUUAACUGCUGCUCUGGAUUGACGUCGGAGUAUCCUUGAAGGAAUGUGGAUUUCUAAUCAUUGGUCGGCUAUGAUGGGCCAGUACUGUCUGUACUGACGGAAAAUU